This is a messenger RNA of Staurois parvus, 291 nucleotides long. The record is from the annotation of a GenBank genome assembly. Lineage: Eukaryota; Metazoa; Chordata; Amphibia; Anura; Ranidae.
CAUGAAGCUCUCUAUGCACUGUUGUAGUGCUAAUCAGAGAGUACAUGAAGUUUGGAGGGCUUUAGUUUAUCAACUCUGCAGACAGGUAGCAACUUCUGCACACUUCAGCUUCAUGGCUGAGUUCUUGUUGUUCCCAGUUGCUUCCAUUUUGUUCAAUUUUGUUACAAUACCACUAACAGUUGACCGUGGAAUAUUUAGUAGCAAGGAAAUUUCAUUGCUGGACUUAUUGCACAGGUGGCAACCUAUCACGGUACCACACUUAAAUUCACUAAGCUCCUGAGAGCGACCCAU